Vanderwaltozyma polyspora DSM 70294 is the source of this 921-nucleotide messenger RNA. RefSeq names its product securin (gene PDS1). The record is from RefSeq and is a predicted model, not a curated record. NCBI's taxonomy places the organism in Eukaryota, Fungi, Ascomycota, Saccharomycetes, Saccharomycetales, Saccharomycetaceae. The coding region runs from base 1 to 921 and encodes 306 amino acids. The transcript has a single exon. Gene Ontology annotation, cellular component: cytoplasm; nucleus. Gene Ontology annotation, biological process: chromosome organization.
AUGGAUCAGAAUAAGGAAAAUAAUAUAUUUCGUCAUGCCAUGUUGAAAGACAUGCCACAGACUCCUAACAACCUAUUGAAAAGGACACAUUCAAAAUUGAAAACAGGAAUUGCUAAGGACAUACAGGGAGGUAAUGUAAUAAAUACUUCACCACAGAAAAGACUUCCCUUGGCUUCGAAGGAUAAUAAUAGAUCUAAUAGUUUUUUGAACAAUUCGAAUGUGAAUUUGAAUUUCAAUAUUAAUAAUAAUAAUAAUAAUAAUAAUAACAACAUCAACAACAAUAAUAUUAAGAAACAACAUAUAUUCCAACAGAAUAAAUCAGGAAUUUUGGCAGAUGAUAGGAAAUUGAAAAAAUACGGAUCUGUCUUGGGCUAUAAUGCUUUACCAAAAGUUAAAAGUUUAGUAUUAAAGGAUAUAUCUGAUAAUGAAGAUGACGAUGACGAUUUGCUGAGCUUAAAAUUACGCGAUUCUAUGAAUAAAAAAAGUAUAAAUACUAAUAAAAGUAAUUCAGGAAUUGGGUUAUUAAGUGGUGGAAAUUUACAACAACUUAUAAGAGAUGCAAAUGAAGAUGUCAGGGAAAUAGAACACAAAUCAAAUGCUUUUCCAGAUAAAGAAUAUAUACCAGAUGACCACUUACCAUUUGAUGAGAACGAUAUUGCUAAACUUAAAACAUUCAACUCUCCAUUUAAGUUGGAACAAUCUAAUAGCGAUGAUGAAGAAGAUAGUUCAGAAUUGUUAUUACUAGCAAAUACAAGUGAUGACGAAGGAACACAUAAUGAUAAAAUUACUACCAAUAAAAACUUAAGCAUAAAUAAUAAACCAAAUAGCAAAGAUGUCAUACCCGCUGACAUCCUGGAUAUCGAGCCAUCAUAUGGUGAGGGAUUGGAUUCAAACGAUUUAGAAGAUCUACUCGAUCUGUAA